This is a messenger RNA of Lipotes vexillifer (Yangtze River dolphin), 2002 nucleotides long. It is a transcript of the gene TMEM209, whose product is annotated as transmembrane protein 209. The record is from RefSeq and is a predicted model, not a curated record. Gene Ontology annotation, cellular component: membrane. The transcript is spliced from 14 exons. NCBI's taxonomy places the organism in Eukaryota, Metazoa, Chordata, Mammalia, Artiodactyla, Lipotidae. Bases 1 to 1683 code for a protein of 560 amino acids.
AUGCAAGGGGAGCCAAACCCUAGUGCUUCCCUUAUUGACAGAACCAUCAAGAUGAGAAAAGAAACAGAAGCUAGGAAAGUGGUUUUAGCCUGGGGACUCCUAAAUGUAUCUAUGGCUGGAAUGAUAUAUACUGAAAUGACUGGAAGAAUGUAUAGUUUAUAUUAUAAUGUGAGAUACUGGCCCCUCUGGUAUAUAGAGCUUGCCCUUGGAUUUCUCUUCAGCCUAAAUGCUUUAUUUGAUUUUUGGAGAUAUUUCAAGUACACUGUGGCACCAACAAGUCUGGUUGUUAGCCCUGGACAGCAAACACUUUUAGGGUUGAAAACAGCUGUUGUACAGACUACUCCUCCACGUGAUCUGGCAGCACCCCAAAUCCCUCCCUCUCCACCUUCUCCUUCAAUUCAGGGUCAGAGUGUAUUAAGUUAUAGCCCAUCUCGCUCACCCAGUACCAGCCCCAAGUUCACCACCAGCUGUAUAACUGGAUACAGCCCUCAGCUACAAGGUCUGUCAUCAGGUGGCAGUGGUUCUUUUAGCCCUGGAGUGACCUACUCACCCAUCAGUGGUUAUAACAAGUUGGCCAGCUAUAGUCCCUCUCCAUCUUCUCCAUACCCUACCACUGUUGGACAAGUGGAGAACAGUGGAUUGAGAUCUCGCUACCGUUCUUCACCCACCAUCUACAACUCCCCUACUGACAAAGAAGACUACAUGACAGACCUACGAACCUUGGAUACUUUUCUUAGAAGUGAAGAAGAGAAACAGCAUAGAGUUAAGCUGGGAAUCCCAGAUUCUACUUCGCCUUCCACCAGUCCUACUUUCUGGAACCACAGUCGUUCUAUGGGGGAUUAUGCACAAACUUUAAAGAAGUUUCAGUAUCAGCUUGCCUGUAGGUCUCAGGCCCCAUGUGCUAACAAAGAUGAAGCUGAUCUCAGUUCUAAACAAGCUGCAGAGGAGGUCUGGGCAAGAGUGACUAUGAAUAGACAACUUCUUGAUCAUAUGGAUUCAUGGACAGCCAAGUUCAGAAAUUGGAUCAAUGAGACAAUAUUAGUGCCACUUGUACAAGAGAUUGAGUCUGUCAGCACACAAAUGAGGCGAAUGGGUUGUCCAGAGCUGCAAAUAGGAGAGGCUAGUAUUACUAGCUUGAAGCAGGCUGCUCUGGUCAAAGCUCCACUCAUUCCAACUCUAAAUACAAUCGUGCAGUAUCUAGACCUCACGCCAAAUCAGGAAUACUUGUUUGAAAGGAUCAAAGAACUUUCCCAAGGAGGCUGUAUGAGCUCAUUUCGAUGGAAUAGAGGUGGAGACUUCAAAGGCCGCAAGUGGGAUACAGACCUGCCCACUGAUUCUGCUAUCAUCAUGCAUGUGUUUUGCACCUACCUUGAUUCCAGACUACCUCCACAUCCUAAAUACCCUGAUGGAAAAACAUUUACUUCUCAGCACUUCGUUCAGACACCGAAUAAACCAGACGUGACAAAUGAGAAUGUUUUUUGCAUUUAUCAGAGUGCUAUCAACCCUCCCCAUUAUGAGCUAAUCUACCAGCGUCAUGUCUACAGUCUUCCAAAGGGCCGAAAUAAUAUGUUUCAUACGUUGUUAAUGUUCCUCUACAUCAUAAAGACCAAAGAGUCAGGAAUGCUUGGGAGAGUUAAUCUUGGUCUGUCUGGUGUGAAUAUUUUGUGGAUUUUUGGCGAGUAGUGGGUCAUUUAAUUCCAAACUUUUGGACUCCAUUUGACUGAAUCAGAAGUUGAAUCUAAGUAUCUGAGUUACUGCCUCUUCUGAAAUAAGAUACAUAUGUGUAUGUUACAGACUGUUUAGAUUUAACAAAAAAUUAGCUAUUAUGAAACUUCUUUGUAAAAGUAUGCCCUAUAUCUUCUACACCAAGAAACAUUACUUUAUCAUUUCAGAAAAAAACUGCAAUCCUUCAGAUUUUUGUUGGCCAAAACAGUGCAGUUCCCCCUUAAUUGAGUCCUUCUUCACUGUAACCCCCCAAAUAAGAAUCAUCCGCCUGAUUCUU